Molecule: messenger RNA, 310 nt
Organism: Blastocystis hominis
Lineage: Eukaryota; Bigyra; Opalinata; Blastocystidae
Exons: 3
Coding region: 20-229 (69 amino acids)
Biological process (GO): endonucleolytic cleavage in ITS1 to separate SSU-rRNA from 5.8S rRNA and LSU-rRNA from tricistronic rRNA transcript (SSU-rRNA, 5.8S rRNA, LSU-rRNA); endonucleolytic cleavage to generate mature 3'-end of SSU-rRNA from (SSU-rRNA, 5.8S rRNA, LSU-rRNA); translation
Cellular component (GO): ribosome; cytosolic small ribosomal subunit
Molecular function (GO): structural constituent of ribosome
Source: RefSeq, a predicted model, not a curated record
AUUCCACACAUAGAAUAAUAUGCAGAACGAUAAGGGACAGAACGUUGAACUUUACAUUCCCCGCAGAUGUGACUGGACCAACCGUGUCAUUGAUGCUAAGGACCACGCUUCCGUUAUGAUUAACGUCGCUCGCAUUGACCCUGAGACUGGAGUUGCCACUGGACAGGUCGACACCAUCUCUCUCGGUGGAUACAUCCGCUCUAAGGUAAUUUGUGUUGGGUCGGAGUAAUGUGUAGGGUGAGUCUGAUGAGGCUUUCAGAAUUCUUGCCAAGGAUCUUUAAACGAUUCGAUCGUCUUGAGCAUGUGGAGU